GAAAAGAAGUGAGAGCUACUUUGAAAGGACACCAUUUGUAUUUAAGUUAAUUUAUAAUGGUUUUGGAAUGUUUGUCAGUUCUCAAACAUAAACUUUUAAGUGUUAGACCUUUCCUGUAACAAUUUGUUAUUGGAAGUUUCAAGGCCUUGGGUGCUCAGUUAAGGAUUUUGGCCUUUCCUCAUUCCUUUGGUUUUGGCCAAAUGAUUAUGUUUCCUCAUUUUGGGAAGAUUUCUUUGGGUAUUUUGAUAUUUGUCCUGAUAGAAGAAAACCUUCCAUCAUUAACAGCACAAAGCUACCUAUCUUUAGAAGAAAUCCAGGAACCCAAGAGUGCAGUUUCUUUCCUGCUGGCUGACUCAGAAUCUGCAGACCCUUCUCUGUCUAGUGACAAGAAACGACCUCUGGACCACAGAGAGGCUGAGAGACAGUGGUUGCUCAGAAGACGGCGAUCUACUCUAUUUCCUAGUGGAGUAAAAAUCUGCCCAGAUGAAAGUGUCACAGAGGCUGUGGCAAACCAUGUGAAGUAUUUUCAAGUCCGAGUGUGUCAAGAAGCUGUCUGGGAAGCCUUCAGGACUUUUUGGGAUCGACUUCCUGGGCAUGAGGAGUAUCGUUACUGGAUGGAUUUGUGUGAGGGUGGAAUCACAACUAUAUUUGAAAUGGGCACAAAUUUUAGUCAGUCUGUGGAACAUACAAGCCUAAUUAUGAAGAAACUGGCAUACACAAAGGAAACUGUAAGUGGUUCCUGCAAUGACCAGGCCUGUGGCCUUGAGUUGUCGUCUCUCGUUCCUGUUGGUGAGACUUCCACAUUGGGAGGCGCUGUCCUCAGUGUCCCAUAUCCAGGGGUGAGCUCUUAUGAAGGUACCUCAGAGAGCGGCUUGGAGAGGCUGGAGGAGAGUAUUAGCAAUGAAAUUGAGACUGCGAUAGAAGAGUCUACAAAACCAGCAGCGGAGCAGGUUGCAGAAUUCAGUAUCCACCUUUUAGGGGAGCAGUACAAGGAAGAGCUACAGGAUGCCUCUAGUUUCCACCACCAGAGCCUGGUAGAAGAGUUUAUUUCAGAGGUUGAACAAGCAUUUACUGGGUUACCAGGCUACAAGGACAUCCGUGUACUUGACUUCAGGUUCCCCAAGGAAAAUGGCAGUGGCACCGAUGUUCACUAUGAAGUUACCUUCAAUGGUGAAGCCAUCAGCAAUGCCACCUGGGACCUGAUCAGUCUUCACUCCAACAAGGUGGAAAACCACGGUCUUGUGGAAUUGGAUGAUAAACCCACUGCUGCUUAUACGAUUAGUAACUUCAGAGAUUAUAUUGCUGAGACUCUGCAUCAAAACUUUUUGCUGAGGAACUCCUCUUUGAAUCUAGAUCCUGACUCCCUGCAGCUUAUCAAUGUGAGAGGCGUUUUUCUUCCCCAAACUGAAGACCUAGGUUGGAACACCCAAAGCUCAAGCCUUCCAGCAACCCCGCCACCUAUUCUGGAUAAUACCCUUCAAGCUGAAUGGCCCUCAGCAGAGGAAUCCACUACCAGCAGUAUUUCACCACUUGAUUUCAGCCCUGGUCCUUCCUCUGCCACUGGCAGGGAACUCUGGUCAGAAAGACCUUUGGGUGAUUUAGCGUCUACACCCAAAUUAGCCUUUCCCUCGAAGGUGGGCCUCAGUUCUUCCCCAGAGGUUUUAGAGGUUAGCAGCUUGACUCUUCAUUCUGUCACCCCAGCAGUGCUUCAGACUGAUUGGCCUGUGGCUUCUGAGGAAAGGACUUCUGCAUCUCCCUUUUUAGAAGAUGGAUUAAUCAAAGUUGAAGGGUCAGAAGAUAUUCUUUCUGUUGGUCCAUUGUUUUCAAGUCCAUCCACUCAUCCUGUGCCAAAAGAAACAAUACCAUCUAUGGAAGACUCUGGGGUGUCUUCGACAUCCUCACCAUAUCUGGCCUCCUCUGUCACAAUAGAUCUUCCUACUCAGGAAGUAAAUAUACAUUUUGGCUUGGACUCUUUGGUCUCCAAAGUCAAAGGCCAAUUAGAAGUGAGCACUUUGAUGCCAGACACAUCCAUGGAAAAAGAGUUCAUAUUUGAGAGUGGCUUUGGUUCAGGAUCUGGGCAAAAGAUGGAUCUGAUUACUUGGCCAUGGAGUGACACUUCAUUAGAGAAGAGCACUGAACCACUGUCCAAGUCAUGGCUGGAAGAUGAGGAUUCACUUUUGCCAAAUGAGGCUGUAGAUGAGAAACUAGUUACAGAUGACAAAAUAGAUUCCACAGACAGAAGUAGUGAGCACUCAAAAUAUGGGCAUUUGGACAGACCCACACAUCUGGCAGAGGAGGAGCCCCUUGACAGGCCUAUUGUGCCCAUUUCUGCAGAGGCCACAACUCAGUCUGAAUCUCUGCUUCUCUCCAAGCACACAUCAGAGGUACCUGACAUUGAUUAUUACUCAGGUACUAACGCGCCUCCUUUACUGACAUCUACAGCUAUCUCUCCUUCUACCGGCAAACCAGAUCAAAUGGAAGCCUUUCUAAAGGAGGAUAUGGAACAAUCUACAGAGUCAUCCCAUCGUGAAUGGUUUGACAGCAAGAUUUCAGCAGUGAAGCCAGAUGGGCAAUCUUUGUGGACCACAUUGCCAGAGUCAGAUGUAGUUUGGGCAAAAACUUCUUCCCAAGGGAAAUUGUCCGGAGACACAUCAUCAGCAAGUGCACCAGAGAGUAGAGACAAGCUCUGGUUGAAAGCUUCCAUGACACAGUCCACCACAUUGCCUCCAACCACAAGCCCCACCCUGCUGGAGGAUGAAGUAAUUAUGGGCGUACAAGAUAUUUCAUUAGAACUGGACCGGAUAGGCACAGAGUACUAUCAGCCUGAGCUAAUCCCAGAGGAAAAUGGCAAGGUUGGUAGUUAUGUGGAAAUGUCUACAAAUGUUCACUCUACAGAGAUGGCUGUUGUUGCUCGGCCCACAAAAAGAAAUGACUCAAAUCAUACACAGACCACAGGAGCUUUGCUGGUGUUCUUUAGCCUUCGAGUGACUAACAUGAUGUUUUCAGAAGAUCUGUUUAAUAAAAACUCUUCGGAGUAUAAAGCCCUGGAGCAAAGAUUCUUGGAAUUGCUGGUUCCCUAUCUCCAGUCAAAUCUCACAGGGUUCCAGAAUUUAGAAAUCUUGAACUUCAGAAAUGGCAGUAUUGUGGUGAACAGCAGAAUGAAGUUCACCAAGUCUGUCCCUCCUAAUGUUAACAAUGCUGUAUAUAUGAUUCUGGAAGACUUUUGCACCACUGCCUACCAAACCAUGAACUUGGCUAUUGAUAAAUAUUCCCUUGAUGUGGAAUCAGGUGAUCAAGCCAACCCUUGCAAAUUUCAGGCAUGCAAUGAAUUUUCUGAGUGCUUGGUCAAUCCCUGGAGUGGAGAAGCAGAGUGCAAGUGCUACCCUGGGUACCUGAGUGUUGGGGAACGGCCCUGUCAGAGUCUCUGUGACCUGCAGCCUGACUUCUGCUUCAAUGAUGGAAAGUGUGACAUUAUGCCCGGACAUGGGGCCAUUUGUAGAUGCCGGGUGGGUGAGAACUGGUGGUACCGAGGCGAGCGCUGUGAGGAGUUUGUGUCCGAGCCCUUGGUGAUUGGCAUCACCAUCGCCUCUGUGGUUGGACUUCUCCUCGUCUCUUCUGCUGUCAUCUUCUUUCUCAUCAGGACUCUUCAAACUCAGAAUGCUAGGAGAGAAGGACAGAGGCCCUUUAGCAGGCGGCUUGACAGCCUCCCGUCCGUUGAAGAUGCUGUAAAAUACAACCCUGCCUAUGAAAGCCAUGUGAUGGGAACUGAGCAGUACAAGGGACCCUAUCCUCCGUGUCCCUUCUACAGCUCUCCAGGAGGAGAGAUCUUUGGCGGCCUGAAUAGGGAAGAAAUCAGACAAAUGUAUGAGAACAGUGGGCUUUCCAGGGAGGAAAUUCAAGAAAGAAUGAGAAUUUUGGAACUGUAUGCCAAUGAUCCCGAGUUUGCAGCUUUUGUGAGAGAACACCAAAUGGAUGAGCUUUAAUCAUGACUCGUAUUUUGGAACAGAUUAGAAGCCUAGAGAAGAUAGAGAUCACUUGUUACUGUAUCAUAUAAUGAACCUGGAUUUUGAACUCCAUUGGAAGAUGAGUAUUUUACUAUAAAACAUGAAGUUUAGGGCACACAUUUUUUUUUCCAGUUCAAAAUUUCAGAAUGUAGUAAGAGAUGUGACAAUUUUUAUACCUACAAAAAAUUUUGUACCUACACUGUAUGUAAAGAAAUUCAAAACUAUGUGGGUUCUGGAAAGCAUUCUGGAAGAAAGCAGCCGGGCCUGAGGGCGCCUUGGGGAGGCAUUGCUGUCUGCUGCCGCAUGUCCCAGGCCGUCUGCUGACAACUGCACCUCUGGAGUCCCAGGAGGAAGAGAAGGCGAGAUUAUUACAGGAGAGGGCAGGUUUGCCAGGUAAACAUUCUGUAGCAUGCUUGGUAUCGUCAGAUGGAGUGAGAAGCCUUUGAUGCAGUUUUAAUAUAGUUUAUAGUCAGAUUUGUCUAAUUAAAAUGUUAAGUUUUGGGGGAGGAUUAAACUGCUGAAGAAAAAGUAAACUUUUUGCUGCUCUAUAGAAUUAGUCUUGUACUUUAUGCUUCUACCAGACUUUUGAAUUUCCUGAGCAUGUUAAUUAAGAUCACAUUACUGUUGUGUUAACUAUCUCAGAAUCUUUUUUUCUUUUUUUUGCUAUCAAGAACAAUACAUAUAUAUGAAGUCUGAAGGCUUUCCUUCAACUAAAGAUGAAUUUAAUUGUGGACAGGGAGGGAAUGAAGGUUAGGUCAAGGCCACAGAGCUGAGAGUGUAUGGUAUGCCGAUUGACAGGUGGGCUGAGUUAGAACUUACAGGUUCCUUGACCCUGCUUAUGGUAUCUAAAGAUGUCCCAGCUGAAUCCUGGAUCUUCUCUAGUUUCUGAUAUUUUCAUUUGGGAAAUAGCACUUAACUACCUCACGUAGUACAGGUUAGCUGAUUUGGAUUACUUCUCUUUUGUUUAAUAACUUGUCUAAAUUAAUUCCUGCUUAAUAUCUUUUAUUUUAUAGGUAGGAAAAGGUCCCCAUCUUAUAUAAAUUUUAACUGAAUUAGUAACUACCCACUUUAUCUCCAGUAUGUUUUUGAGUGGGUAGCUUUGGAAGGGCAAAGGAGAGGGCCAAAUAAUCAUCAUUAUUAAUAUUAAAUUGUAUGUGCAAAUAAGUUAUUAUUGAUACAGAUAUUUUAUGUUACAAUGUCUUUAAUAUUAGUAUUAAAGCAAUCUGGAACAUUUGAUUUUUUUCUGACUAGGGAUAGACUGACCAUUAAGAUAAAAUAUUGGUUAACUUAUUUUUUUUCUUAACUUGAUGACUGCCAAUUUCACUCAUUAUGAAGACACCAGAAACUAAAUGUCUGGGCUCAGUACAUGCCACAGUAAAGCUAGUGAAGCCUUGAAGAUAUCCAGGUACUUUGCAAAGUUUGUGUGGUAACUAGUGUGUGUGUGUGUGUGUGUGUGUGUGUGUGGUGUGAAGGCAGUUCCCUUAUGUCAGUAUUUCUUGUAUUCCCUCUCACAUACCGCAUUCUCUAGGACUUCAGCAGAGGUACAAGCCACUGCUGGGACAUUUUUUGCUGGGCCCAUUUGAAAGGUAGUUGAUAAAAUUUAAUGGCACUCGUCACUACUAAGUGCUUAAUUUUAUUUGUAAAACUUCUAAAGAGUUCUGUUUAGCUUUGAAAUUUUUCCUAAACUUGUUUGUGUUUGAUUUAAAAAAUUGUUUUAUCGCAAAUUAACCAUAGAAUGCCACCUUUUGAAUGUCCACCUGCUGGCAGAGUUCCAGAUGGAUGCGAAGGGCAACUAGAGCAGGUCGGCCCGUGAGACACUCAGGAGGAACAGACUCUGAGCUGUGGGAGGAUCGUUGUUUCCCAGGGGCCAGGCAGUGAAGUGGGGAUUUGAGAAUCUGAUGGGUCUCUGUCUCUCAUUUUCUUUUGUGUGACCUUUUCAUGCGAGAGCAAAUUUCUUAGCUCUACGUGAGUAUCUGCUCCACACCUAUUAUGUGGAAAAUUAAGGAAGUCCUGCACUCUCAGGGUUGCCCCACCUUGUUACAGCUGAACCACGUGGGGUAGGUCAGAGAGUGCAGUUUCCAUGCUGAAGAUCCACUGAUGUUCACACUGCCCAGAAAGGACUUUUAAAAAACUUAAGUACAGUUGGUAUACCCUAUUAUACUAGUUACAUUAGUUUCAGGUGGACAAUAUGGUGAUUUGUCACUUUUAUACCUUACGUUAUGGUCAUCCCACUAACUCCAGAAUCACCUGUCACCAUGCAACUUCAUCACAGUGUUGUCUAUUGUCCUUCCCUUCGGCAGACACUGUGCUCACUGAAGCAGAGAAAGAGAUACCAUAUGCUCUCACUUCUAGUGGAAUCUAAAAAACAAACAAAAUUUAACAACCCAGAUUCAUAGAAACAGAGAGAGCUUUUAAAAAGAGCAUUCCCCAAGGUAAUUUAAUGGCAUGCAGUCAUUUUGAAGUAUUAGGCUCAACUCUCCUUUUAGGGUAUGUGAUUGAGGAAUGAAAUAUUCUGGUUAUUAGAACAUUCUCACUAACCUAGCAAUAUAAUAUUCAAUAAAACUAUCACUUUAUUUGAAAACAAUAAAAUGCAGUUAGCACUAAAAGUACAUGGUAAAUAACUAAAAAAACUUGUUUUUUGAUUCGUAAGGUGCUUUGGAGUCUUACAGAUAUAGAUAGCCUUUAUUGUUGAGUGUCUACACACAAUUCUUAUUUUCAUGGGUUCUGGAUAAAGGGGAAUUUAUUUGAGAAAUAAGAUUCCAUUUCCAUCAUGGCAAUGUUUUAAGAGUAUUUGUUCACAUUUAUGUGUCCUAAGGUCCCAUUUACUUUACACAAUGAAACAAGUGCAGGCUUUGCCUGAUUUUCUUCCCACCUCUUCUUUUUUCUUCUGUAGUGUCUGGUCACCAUGGGUAGGUUACUGCCCGCCUCCCUCCCCUGUUUUACCACGUAGUGCAUUGUGAUGUAGCGAAACAGCCCUGACUUAAUAGUACUUUAGGAAAAAAGAUAAAAAAUGUACAAAUAGUUUUUGUUGGCUCUAAAACUAUGUUGAGUCGACGAAGAUAUCUGAUCUGAUUAUUCAUUUGCAUUCUAGCUUUAUCAGUUUCCCUUCCAUUUCGUGAUUUUUAGGCAGGUUGUAUUUUGUGUCAUUUCCAUGUUUUCUGUCAUGGAUACCAGCCUGUAAAUUGACUUUUCAUUUUGAAAUGGGAAGUGAAUUCGACAUAUUUAUACCAUGAAGAAAUAGCCAAUUUAGGAGAAUAACCCAUCUUUAUUAAACUGAGAUGUUUUAGCCAAGAAAGUUAUGGGUCAAAUUUUUUCUCCCUAAAAUGCUUCUAACAAUUCCCAGUAGGAAUGGGUAGGGCCAGCUUUCUUCAUUUAUAGUCCAGCUGCAAGAGUCAUGGACCCAGCUCAUUCUACUCCCAAAUGUAUAAUAAAUGCAGAAAAAAAGAUGUGAAGGUCACAAACCUCAAAUCAAUCAGUUGCAUUGUAUUCUACAGUAGAUCCUGGCUGGUGGUGGGAAGGUGGGAGGGUACCAAAAAGUGAUUGAUGGUGUAGAGAAUCUGCCUGGAAAUUUUUUUGGCACAUGGAUUUUAUAAAACCUUAUAAUACUCCUAUGAGUUGAUAAGACACAGCUUAAAUGGCACCCCUCAUUUGCACAAUUUACAACUACAGACUAGAUUAAAUGAUUUCUUCUCCUGGCUUUUCUCCCCUCGCUUAUACUUAAUUAUUCCUUUAGAGAUUAAGGGCAUACAUAGGAAAAAGGUAACCAUGAUAUCAAAGAAUACAGGUAUAAUUAUUUAUGUAUCAGGACUAUGUGAUGUUUCUGGGGUGAUCGUGUUCAAUAUGGGGUAUAGAUAAUGAAAGUUUUUUUUUCAUCUUGUUUAAAAUGACAUUUUACCUAAACUGGGUCAGACAAAUUCAUGCUACUGUACUUUUUUUUUUUGAAAUGCUCUAGUCUUAAUUCUAGCUAAUUAGCAUGAAAAAGUCUUUGUGUAUAUAAAAGGGGCUUUCCUUCUCAUGUAUGUAUGCCAUUUUCA
Phyllostomus hastatus (greater spear-nosed bat) is the source of this 8038-nucleotide messenger RNA. RefSeq names its product interphotoreceptor matrix proteoglycan 2 (gene IMPG2). The coding region runs from base 201 to 3983 and encodes 1260 amino acids. The record is from RefSeq and is a predicted model, not a curated record. Gene Ontology annotation, biological process: visual perception. Lineage: Eukaryota; Metazoa; Chordata; Mammalia; Chiroptera; Phyllostomidae. Gene Ontology annotation, molecular function: heparin binding; hyaluronic acid binding. The transcript is spliced from 20 exons.